AGGGGGUGUAGAGGGUUUGGGCGGUCUGCUGCUGCUGCUGCUGCUGCUGGGAAAACCUGCCGUCAGACAUCCAGUUGGACUCCGGCGGUGCAACGUUGCUUUUUCCCGCAGCAUCAGCAUCCGCGACACCCGCAGCGCAGCUUCCAGCCUCACCUGCUCCUGCGUGCGCCUCCCCCCGCCUCCGCGACGAGGGACACUCGCUGCCGCAGCACAGAGGGGACGCACGGACGAGGGAGACCAGCUGAGCAGUCUACGGGGAAAUACAGGGGAGACAUUUAAGGGCAGUGAAAGAUGGUGAAACUGGGGAGUAAUCUUCAAGACAAGGGGGGCAAACCUGUGAGCGUGGAGGACGGCUUUCAGAAUGUGCCCCUCAUCACUCCACUGGACGUCGGCAGCCUCCAGAGCCAAGCACCUGACAAGGUGGUGGUGAAAACCCGCACUGAGUACCAGACAGAGAAGAAGAGGCUGAAGGUUCCCAAGGUGGAGGAGUUCACCAUCAGCUUCACUGACGGAGUGUCUGAGAGACUUAAGGUGACUAUUCUGAUCAUCCUGGCCCUGGCCUUCCUCGCCUGCAUCGUGUUCCUGGUGGUUUAUAAAGCCUUCACCUACGACCACGCCUGCCCAGAUGGAUUCAUUUACAAGCACAAAAGGUGCAUCCCGGCGUCUCUGGAGGCCUACUACGCCGCCCAGGACGCCAACUCGAGGGGCCGCUUCUACACGGUGAUCAGCCACUACAGCAUGGCCAAGCAGACCACCUCGCACUCUGUCUCCCCCUGGCUGCCUGGAGGGGCGGCAGGGCAGCAGCAACAGCAGCAGCAUGACGCUAAACCGCCGGCCGGCGAGGGUCACUGAGUUUUGGCCCAGAGGGCAAAGUGUGACGCAAACACACGCAGACAUGAAGAAAGAACGACAGAUGCAGGCAGAUAGGGACGCACGCACACGUACAUGUAGCUGAACAUUUUAGAUGUAGAUUAAAGCCACGCACAACAGACACAGUGUGACGGCAGUGUAGAGUGAAAACAUGCAUGCAGACAUGAUACACACAAGCACACGCUAGGUCCUGGUUUCCCUAGAGUGUGUGUCGGGUUUCUUAUUUAGGGGGCAUUUCCCAUUGAACCUUCGCCGUCUUGGGAUUACCUUUGUCUGCUGAUACAAACUCCCACAUACCAACACAGCCUGCUCUCUCGUUACCAUGUCUUUGAUCCCUUUUCAUUAUUAUUGAUUGUCUUGAUAUAUUUAUUUUUUACUGUAAUGUAUGAAUAACUUGUUUGUGAUUGUCUUUGUACAAAGGCUUGAGUCAGUGCUGAAUUUCACGCUUCCUCUUUGUGAGAUUCUUUGAGGUUUUCUUCAAGUGUGUUUCUGUAGUUAACGUUUGUUCAUUCAAGGCCGCCUUUCUCGGAUCCCUUCAUAUUCCGACCGCGAAAACGUCUAAUAUUGCUGUAAUGAAUUUUUAAACACAUCACUCAUCCGAGGAAGGUUUGAGGGUCCAUGUCCAGUGGAAAUCCUUUUUCCAUCGUGGCUGUUCGAUAGCUUGUAUACACACUAACGAUUCAAUGUUCUGUCUUAUACGAUUCAAACCCUGAUAUCUCCCAGUGACCCGCGCUGUACAUACAGCUGUGUGAUCAGGCUAGUUCUUGUGUUUGUAUGCCUUGUGGUAGCUUUUAUUAGGAGGUUUUUUAUUUCUGAUUUCACAGACCUGCAAUUCGUUCAUGCAAGUUACUUACAUAUUGCUCCGGUGUCGUAGCUCCCUUAAACGCAACGUUGCAAAUGGGAAAGGAAUGGCGUAUCUUGCCCAAACUGUUGUUCUCCGCUGAGAUUUGUAAGGUAUCGUUGGGUUUCAAUUGCAGUUGAAUUCUGCUCCUGUGCAGAUUUAUUUUCAUUUUGUAAUGUUGGAUCUGUUGUCAAGAGCGCUUUUAUGAGGUAUUGUGAUGUUGUUAGUUACGUAGCGAUACGCGGUGUACUUUAUCAGUGUGCAUCCUUGUCCCUGUUCCCUCUGGUUUGAAUUCAAAAUAAAAACAAGCUGUGACCUG
Molecule: messenger RNA, 2030 nt
Organism: Gasterosteus aculeatus aculeatus (three-spined stickleback)
Lineage: Eukaryota; Metazoa; Chordata; Actinopteri; Perciformes; Gasterosteidae
Gene: nsg2
Product: neuronal vesicle trafficking associated 2
Biological process (GO): clathrin coat assembly; endosomal transport
Cellular component (GO): endosome; membrane
Molecular function (GO): clathrin light chain binding
Source: RefSeq, a predicted model, not a curated record